This is a messenger RNA of Lichtheimia ornata, 1494 nucleotides long. RefSeq lists its product as uncharacterized. The record is from RefSeq and is a predicted model, not a curated record. Gene Ontology annotation, molecular function: RNA polymerase II cis-regulatory region sequence-specific DNA binding; DNA-binding transcription factor activity, RNA polymerase II-specific. The transcript is spliced from 2 exons. Bases 1 to 1494 code for a protein of 497 amino acids. Lineage: Eukaryota; Fungi; Mucoromycota; Mucoromycetes; Mucorales; Lichtheimiaceae. Gene Ontology annotation, biological process: regulation of transcription by RNA polymerase II.
AUGGCAUCUCCUAGUACAUCACCCUCGAUCGCUCACGACAUGCAAGAUAACAACGCAUUGACGUUUGGCAGCUCUCCCCCUGUCAGUGAAGAUCAAAGCUCGUCAACUUACACCGUAAAUUCUUCGCCUUCUUCUUCUCUUCACUCUCCACUCAACAACUAUCAACAACAACACUUUCGAAUGGCCACAACUGCAAGCAUCAAAGACGAGCAUCAUCAUGCUGCUCCACAACCACAUCAACGUCUUUUUAGCUACUCGGAUCUAUUGACAUCACAAGCAUCGCCUUAUGAACACCAUGGAUACCGUAACAAUGAAAGCAACAACAAUGGCACCAAUCAUGCCGCAGGUGGUGGUUUACCAGAAAGCAAUGGAUUUAAUGGACUUGGGCUGCAUCCUCAUUCACGUCAAUCUUUAUCAACAAUGCACCAUCAUCAGCAGCCAAGCAUACAACAAUCAUCUUCUACAAUGACACCACCUUCUUUCAUGGCAAGAACAGGCACAGCAGCACCUACAACGGCUAUGGGACACAAUUCCAUGAGCAGCAGUAUGCUACCUCCUCCUCCAUUAUCAUCAGCUGUAGCAACAUCUCAGCACAAUCACAAUCAACAACAAAGCAACAAUCACAUAAUGAAUAUGACACAUCAUCAACAACAACCACCAAGCACAAUGGCAUUGCAUCCAUUGAGCUCACCUUAUUCACCCUCCUCGCCUGUGGCAAGACCAUUGCAUCAACAGCAACAACAACAUCGCAAUGGUAGUGGUAGUAGCGAGUCUUCAUUGUAUGAAGGAUUUGGAUACCCAUAUACCACAGCAACAAUGCUGUCAGGAGGAGCAAAUAGAGAUAAACAACCACGUGGUACAUCCAACAGCCCCGGCGGCAACACUAUGCUUGGAGGUCUCUCCUCAUCUUCUCGACCUAUUACUCCCGUUUCACCCCUGAUGCCAUUGUCAUUGGAUGUCGACGAUAAACAUCAUCAAGAUAUGGAUCGUUUUAAUCGUCACCCCAAUGAGUCACGUCCAUGGGAUCAACAUCAUGGUUACACAAACAUCGGAAGUAGAUCGGCUUCUUCCGGUAGUAAUGCAUCGCAGCAUCCUCCUCGAUCUCGUGGGCGCCGAGUAUCCAAUGUACCCACACAAGGUGUUCGCAUGUUCACUUGUCAAGCUGAAGGUUGUGGAAAGGUGUUUAAGAGAUCUGAACAUCUCAAACGCCACAUUCGAUCCAUUCAUACAUUAGAAAAACCAUUCGAAUGUCCUUAUCAAAAUUGCCAUAAGCGAUUCUCUCGAUCCGAUAAUCUCAACCAGCACAUUCGCAUUCACCGCCACAGCAAUGCAGGUGUCAAGAAGGAGAAAAAGAUACCGUCGGCCUCUGAUUUCCACCUUGGAGGCGUUGGUGUAUCCCAUCACCCUCAUCAUCACGCUGUUGCUACUGCUGGUGUCCCACCAUCCCCGCCACCACCAUACCAUCACCCUUUUUCAAGCUAUUGCAACAUCUAA